AUGGCUUUCCUCCUGCUAACAGCGGCAGCAGUCCUUUUGGAUGUAGCCAGAUGUCAGGGGAUCAUGGGUAAAGGAAAGGACAGCUCACCGUUGAGGUUCACGCACCAGCUGUAUAACACCACCAUCAAAGAGAGCUCUGCCCCCCGAACAUAUGUCCAGAUUCCAAUUCGGAUGGGCAUCGAAGUGGCAGAUCCCUUCUGGGACAUCAAAUACAGCCUGGUGUCAGGUGAUGAUGAUGGCCUUUUCCAAGCAGAGGAGGUGAAGGUCGGUGAUUUCUGCUUCCUGAGGAUUAAGACACGUAGCAGUAACUCUGCGCUCCUCAACAGGGAAGUCAGAGACAGUUAUAUCCUCACUGUCGAGGCCACUGAGAGCACUUACAACUACCAAGCCAAGACCAAAGUGUCCAUACAGGUGCUGGACACUAAUGACCUGAAGCCUCUCUUUUACCCUGCUUCAUAUAAUGUGAAUAUCAUGGAGGACACGUCACUCAAGUCAAGUGUCAUCAGAGUGAGUGCCACCGAUGCCGAUCUUGGAAGCAACGCAGAAUUUUUCUACUCUUUCACCAGCAGAGCCCAUCCAUUUACAGUGGAUCCUUUCACAGGCAUGGUCAGCCUUGUAAAGAGGCUCAACCACACCAGGAAUACCAGAUAUGACCUCACAGUUUUAGCCGAGGACAGAACUAAGAAGAUAUCUGGUGUUCAGAAGUUUGGGAAUGUGGCCAAGGUUAUAGUAAAUGUGCAAAAGAGGUCCUUGGCAUCUGGAGUCAUCAUGCUUCCUUCCAAACCCACAACUUCCAUUGAUGGUAAAAUAACUCUUGAUGUCCAUGUGGAAUCAGGCAUGAAACCAGUGGAAUCCCUAAACAUUGUGGGAGGGGAUCCUCACAAGUGGUUUGAGAUUAUCCCCUCAGGCGUUCAGGGCAACGACUUUCAAGUGAUCUCCACCAAAAGGAUUAACUGGGCCCAGAACCUGUUUGGACUAAACCUGUCCCUCCAAGCUAAAGACAGGAGCUCACCAUCUUUACUCUCACCAGUUACACUCGUCCAUCUCCCAGCCCCUCAUUACAUCCCAUUAGCAUUUCUAGAAGACACUUACAUCAUUACAUUGAGUGAGUUUUCACCAUCUAAAACUCAUGUGGUUAGAGUUUCUUUAACCUCAGUGCCUUCUAAUAUUACCUUUCAUAUCAAAAAUAAUCUUGAUAGCAUUAAAUUUUGGAUAAACCCCAAAACAGGAAUCAUUGUUACUACGGGGACAUUUGAUUAUGAAUUAAAGAACCGUUACGAGUUUGAUGUGAUAGCCAACCAAGGUGAAGCUGAGACUCAUGUCGUUGUUGAGAUAACUGAUGAAAAUGACAACAGCCCCAAAUUCAGCCAAGCCUCUUACCAGGCCAUGGUGGAAGAAAACUCCCCUGUGGGUAGCAGUGUCUUGACAGUAUCAGCUGUAGAUGAAGAUAAAGGGGAAAAUGGUUUGGUGACUUAUGCUAUUGCCAACCUUGGGCACUUACCAUUCACCAUAGAUCCCUUCACCGGUGUUAUCUCAACCUCCCAGCACUUGGACUAUGAGCUGAUGAAACGCCGGUACCACCUGAGAGUCUGGGCAUCAGAUAGCGGGCGCCCUUUCGCACGAGUCAGCGAGUGUGCUGUGACAAUCACCAUGAGUAACGUCAAUGACAACUUUCCACUGUUUGAGCGGGUGGACUGCAACGCUACUAUACCAUUGGAUUGGCCUGUAGGUCACACAAUCACUCAACUGUCAGCCAUCGACAUGGAUGAGCUGCAGCAGCUGAGAUUCACCAUAGAGUCAGGGAAUGACCUUCAACUGUUUUCUGUUGACUCUGUAUCUGGGGCUAUCAAGCUCAACCAGCCCAUUCCCCUCAUUUCAGCUGAGACACCAGCACCAAUCUCUCUGAGAAUCACAGCGACAGACGGCAAACAUCAGUCUGACCCUUUGUUCAUCACCAUAACAGUCACUAAAAGAGGUGAUGAUGCCACGACUCAAUGCCAGGAGACUGGCAUUUCCAAACAGCUGACAGAUAAACUUAUAGAAACAAUCAAACCAAUUUUAAUUGACCAAGAUGAGGAAUCAUUCUCUGAUAUUCAUAUCAUUAACAGAUAUUCUCCCAAGUUCGAACUCAACAUCCCUGGAUCUAUUGACCUCGCUGAGAACUACCCACUAAAAGACACUAUCGUUCAGUUCAAAGCCACAGACAAUGACACAGGGUUCAACAGCAAGCUAGUGUUUGCUAUAUCCAGCGGGAAUGAGGAUGGAUGUUUCGCCAUAGACACCUUCUCUGGGGAUCUUUACUUAGUUUGCCCCUUGGACAGAGAGAGUAAAGAAUUCUACAUACUAAACAUAACUGUUUAUGAUUUGGGUGUUCCACAGACGUCUGCCUGGAAAUUCAUUGCUGUGAACAUACUGGAUGUCAAUGACAAUCGCCCAAUUUUCAGUCAGUCUAGAUAUGUAAUACACAUCCCUGAAAACACAGAAGUGGAUUCCAGCAUUUUCAAAGCCCAUGCAGUAGACCUGGACUCCAGUGCGAGUGGUGACGUCCAGUACUCCCUUCUAACAUCAAAUGAGAUGUUCAGCAUUGAUGGACUAACUGGGGAGGUCAGGGUCAUGGCUCAUUUGGACCGAGAAAUCUCACCCAGACAUGAUGUUCGGAUUGAGGCAAGAGACCAGGACAAAGUUGGCCCUCAGCUUUUUUCCACCAUUGACCUGGUGGUGGUUUUGGAAGACGUCAAUGACAACCCACCCAAGUUUGUACCUAAGACCUACAAAGUAAAAGUCCCUGAAGAUGUCCCUGUAGGCACAUUGUUAGUCUGGCUGGAGAGUAUUGAUUUGGAUUUGGGCAGUGGAGGUCUCAUCACCUACAACCUUAAAAACACAGAGGGCGGGAUCUUCCACCUCGACUCCGCCACCGGCUCCCUGACGCUUGAGAGGGAGCUGGACUUUGAGAGACGGCCAUUUUACAACCUCACAGUUCGGGCGGUUGACCACGGCCUCCCCCGCUCCCUCUCUUCCUCCUGCUUUGUUGAGAUUGAAGUUCUAGAUGUCAGUGAGAACCUCCAUCAUCCGACAUUCUCUGAGUUUGUAUAUGAGGCUGGCGUGAUGGAAGAUGCAGCGGUAGGGACAUCCGUGGUGACUCUGGUGGCGUUAGACAAGGAUGUUGGCCAUGACGGAGUAGUCCGAUACCACAUCCAUGAUGGCACCGGCCUGGGAAUCUUCACCAUUGAUGAAGAAACAGGGGUGAUCCGCACCACCGAGACAUUGGACCGCGAGACUAUCCCACACUACUGGCUCUCCGUAUAUGCCACAGACCUGGGAACGGAACCUCUGCGGUCCUGGACCCAUGUCUUUCUGGAGGUUCUGGAUGUCAAUGACAAUGCUCCAGAACUUUCCCAGCCCGUUUACUUUGGUUCCGUCCAGGAGAACCUGUCCAAGGCAAAUUCGGUUCUUCAGGUGCAUGCCACGGAUGCGGAUGUCUCCUCCGAGGGGAAACUCUCCUUCCAGAUGUUGGACUCUCAGCGUGCAAACUUUGAUGUUGACCCGAAGACAGGUGUGAUCAGCACCCGCGCUGCCCUGGACCGGGAGGAGAAAUCUGAGCACAGCGUGGAGGUGAUAGUAUCAGACAACGGCUCCCCGGCUCUGCGCUCCACCGCCACUGUGGUGAUUCAGGUGCUCGACAGCAACGACAACCGGCCAAAGUUCACCGACAAACUCUUCCAUGUCAAGCUGUUGGAGCAGCGGGCUCACGCUGGCAAACAGGAAGUAUGCAGGGUGGUCGCCCGUGACGAUGACCAGGGCUCCAACGCUGAGGUGACCUACAGUUUCCACGAGAACCAGGACAAGAGAUUUGAGAUUGACCCGGUGACUGGUGUGGUGACGUCUAAGGGGGACUUUUGGUCUGGGAACUACAGUAUUCUCACGAUCAGGGCAACAGACGGAGGCAGUCCGUCGCGGUCCUCCACCAUGCGUCUGGACAUUGAGUGGGUGCUGAGGCUGCCGCCUGCCACCGAGCCUCUGACGUUUGAUGAAGCCCACUUCACGUUUGCCGUCAUGGAGUCGGAACCCGUCACCCACAUGGUUGGAAUCAUUAUGACAGAGACACAGAGGCUGAGGUGGUUUGAAAUCAUAGGAGGUGAUGAAGAAAAGGACUUUGACAUCCAGAGGAACACGGGGACCAUCAUCAUCGCCCGCCAUCUGGAUGCCGGGCGGUGCUCCAGCUACAACCUCACCCUCAGGGUCACUGACGGUCACCACGUCGCCACCACGCAGGCCUACAUCCGUGUGUUGGACAUGAAUGAACACCGCCCUGACUUCCUGAAGCCGCUGUAUGAGGUUAGGGUUCCUGAAGACACGGCUCCCUGGAAGGACAUCCUGCAGAUCAGCGCCCGGGAUGCCGACACCAACAGCAAGCUGGUGUACUCCAUUCACAGCAGCCUCCACCCGGACAGUAGCAAGUACUUCCACCUGGACCCCAAGAGUGGUGUGAUGGUCAUGACCGAGGAACUGGACUAUGAGAAGAUCUCCACCCACACUCUGAUUGUGAUGGUACGUGACCAGGAGAUCCCAGUGAAGAGGAACUUUGUGAAAGCGGUCAUUUAUGUGGAGGACUGCAAUGACCACUCCCCCACUUUCCUCAGCCCACGCUAUGAGGUCAGCAUCUCUAACCUGGCGUCUAAGGGUUCAGAGGUCAUCAGGGUCAAGGCGCUGGACAAGGACACGGGAAGCAAUGCCGAUAUCAGCUACUCUUUACACUCUGGGAACCUGGACAACAUCUUCUCAAUAGACCCGGAGCUGGGGUACAUCAGUGUAUCCAAGCCUUUGGAUCUUCAUCCCCAAGACCAGUUUCACUUGACAGUGAAGGCGGCUGACCAGGGCUUCCCUCAGCGCAUCGACUUCUGCUCAGUCCAUGUCCACAUCCGCAUCUCUGACCAAACCCCACCCGUCUUUUCCUUAGAUGAAUACUUUGCGGAGAUCAGUGAAUCAAACAAGCCUGGAACCCCAGUGCUCAUGGUCUCAGCCACCAGCCCAGCUAUGGUGCAUUAUGGGAUUGAAAAGGGCGACCCAAAUGGGACAUUUCAUAUCAAUCCAUACACUGGGUUGAUUUCAACUCAGAAACCCCUUGACUUUGAGAAGCAUCUCUCCUACAAGCUCCAGGUGAUAGCCUCCACCACAAAUGGAGGUUCCUCAGAGACUGUUGUUCAUGUCUACAUCAUUGAUGAGAAUGAUAAUGCCCCCAUCUUUCAGCAGCAGGAGUAUCUGGGCCAGAUAAGUGAGUCAGCUCACAUAAACAGCAUGGUGAUGGGUGAAAGGAACACUCCUCUGGUCAUCCAGGCCCAGGAUGCAGACAGAGAUGCCAACUCUCUGCUGGUCUACCACAUACUUGAAUCAGAGGCUCUGAAAUUUUUUAAGAUAGACUCGAGCAUGGGAACUCUUUCCAUCAUAUCGCCUGUCGAUUUUGAAGCCAAGGCAGAGUAUCAGUUCACCGUGCAGGUAAGGGACUCCGGGGAACCUUGGCUUUAUGCGACAGAGCCUGCCAGGGUCACAGUCCGCGUUUUGGACCUCAAUGACUGUCCGCCACAAUUCACCUCCCCUGUGUACAAGCCAGCCAUCAUCUUCCCAACUGUCAGAGGUGCAGAGGUUGUGCAAGUUAUGGCCCGUGACUCUGACUCAGCAGUUUCAUACAGCAUUACAGAGGGGAAUCUUCACAAUGCCUUUUCAAUUCAACCCAACACAGGACUCAUCACAGUGAGCAAUGUGUCCGAAUUUAGGCCAUUUUUUCAGCUGGUUGUCAAAGCUUCUGAUGGCCUCUACAAAGACUCAGCUAUCAUCAAGAUAAAUGUGACUAAUGUCACUGCUAGUGACCUUGCAUUUGAGCAGAAACUUUAUUCAGCCAAUGUGAUGGAAAACCUGAAGACGGUCAAAACUUUAGCAGUACUUAGAGCAACUGGCUGUUACUUGAACGAACCUGUUUUCUAUUCUGUGCUGAACCCAAUGGGCAGAUUCACAAUAUCUCAAACAUCAGGGGUUCUAGAAACCACUGGUAUCCCUUUUGACCGGGAGGAACAGGAACUGUAUGAUGUGGUGGUGGAGGUGCAUGACAUGAGAACACCAUCCAGGACAGCUACAACCCAGGUUAAGGUUUACAUAGAUGAUGUUAAUGACAACACGCCACAAUUUCUCAACCUACCCUUUUCCAUGAUGAUCUCUGAAGAGUCUGACCCGGGCGAUGUUUUGUAUCAAGUAGCUGCCAGUGAUAGUGAUCUGGGUGAAAAUGGAUCCAUUAUGUACCAACUAGAGGAGGACUACGACCUCUUCAGGAUAGAUCCAGAGGUUGGUGACAUAUCCUUUCAAAGACCUCUUGACUUUGAAGCUUUGAAUAAGUAUGUGCUGACUGUCUUGGCCUCAGACGAGGGCCAGCCCAGCCGCACCACAUCAGCACAUCUCAGUAUCCAAGUGAGAAAUCGGACAAACCCAGUUUUUCAGACUUCUCUUUAUCCACUGAAAGUCCCUGAAAAUGUCCCACCCUUCACCACCAUUUUACAUGUCCAGGCCAGAAAUCCUGAGGGCUACCGGCUGAUCUACAAUCUACAGGAGGAAAAUGCUUCUAAACACUUUCACAUUGACUUCAAAACAGGGGUGCUGACUGUGACGAACCCCUUGGACUAUGAGAGUCAGUCCUUGCAUACGUUGACAGUUAGAGCCUCCGACUCCGUCACCGGAGCUUUCUCUGAAGCUACAGUUGAAAUCGAGGUGGAAGAUGUGAAUGAUAAUGCUCCCAUUUUCUCAAAGCUUACUUAUACCUCAGAGAUUGCUGAGGGGCUUCCUGUUGGCACCUCUGUCAUUCAGCUAUCUGCCUCCGACAGGGACUCUGGAAGAAACAAAGAUGUGACCUUUCAGAUGGUGAAAACAGAUGGAAAUGAGAUGGAUUACUUCGACAUAGAUCCCAAUAGCGGGCUCAUUGUCACUACACAAGUGCUGGAUCAUGAAACUAUAAAUCACCUUCAUUUGAAAAUCAAAGCCACUGACCAGGGUGCUGUUCCUCUCAGCAGUGAGGCCUAUGUCAUUGUCAAUGUAACCGAUACUAAUGACAACACCCCAAACUUCUUUGAAUCUCAGUACGAUGCCACACUAGAUGAAAUGGCCAAGUGUGGUCACAUAGUCAUCAAAAUCCAAGCCUCUGACCCAGACAGCGGGGAUCUGAACAACCUCAAGUACAGAAUCAUCUCCGGGAAUGAAGGGCGGUAUUUCAGCAUGAACGAAUCCUCGGGAAUAAUCUCCUUCUCGAAUGUCUGUAAGAGGAAUCUCGAUCCUUACUACAACCUGACGGUGGCGGUGUCAGAUGGGGUGUUCCAGAACACAGCGCCGGUCAAUAUUGACAUGAUGAAUACCAACAGACACAGCCCCUACUUCAAGCAGAGUGUCUAUGAGGCUGACCUGCCAGAAAAUGCAGAGCCAGGAACACGAGUGAUCCGAUUGGCUGCCAUUGACCCUGAUGACGGGCCUUAUGGCACUGUUGACUACACCAUCAUAAACAAACUUGCUGAUGAAAAAUUUGCUAUUGAGAGUGAUGGGCAGAUUGUCACAACACAGCCCCUGGACAGGGAAAAUGCUGCCCAGAGAGUGAUAGCUAUCAAAGUGAUGGCUAAAGAUGGAGGUGGAAAAGUGGCCUUUUGCACGGUCAAGAUUAUCCUUACAGAUGAGAACGACAACCCACCUCACUUCAAGGCAUCUGAGUACCAGGUUUCCAUCCAGUCGACUGUGAAUAAAGGCUCCCCUGUCAUUCAGGUCAUGGCUUACGACGCAGAUGAAGGUAAAAAUGCCGACGUCACAUACAUAGUGGAUGAAGCGGAGGAAGUGACGGAAGACAUUAUUGAGAUUAACCCUUUCACGGGCAUGGUGAAUGUCAAAGAGAGCCUGGUCGGCAUGGAAAACAAGAUUUUCAACUUCAAAGUCAAAGCUCGUGAUGGAAGCCUCCCAUUCCAUAACUCCACAGUCCCUCUUCAAGUGAAAGUGGUCCCCCCAGAGGUUCCUCUUCCCAAGUUCUCUGAGCCUCUGUACACCUUUUCUGCUGCAGAGGAUAUUCCUAUGGGGAGCGAGAUCGGCUCUGUAAGGGCCGACUCAGACACGCCUCUUAUUUACAGCCUUGUGAACGGGAACACGCUGGAAAGCAACAAAGACAAAGUAUUCACGUUGGACAAAGAGAGCGGGACUUUGCUGGUCCAGAAGACCAUAGACCAUGAAAAGACCAAGUGGUACCAGAUCGAUGUGAUUGCCCAGGGGAACUACAACGGGACAAACGUAGCAUCACUGGUGACUGUGAGCAUCCAGGUUCAGGAUGUCAAUGAUAACCAGCCUGUGUUCGAGGCGAACCCAUACCGGGCAUUUCUGGCUGAGAACAUGCCUGCUGGAACCACUGUCAUCCAGGUGACCGCCAAUGACCCCGACACAGACACCAAUGGUCUGGUGACCUACAGUCUGGAGUCGCUGCCUGAUGACAUCACUGGCGACAUCACUGAUGUUUUCUCCAUUGACGGAGACAGCGGCUGGGUAACGGUUCUGCGGGAGACUGACUCUGAGGCCACCAGGGUCUACAGGUUCCAUGUAGUGGCCACGGACCACGGCGGGGACGUUAAGCUGUCCUCGUCUGUCCUUGUGGAGGUGACGGUGACGGACGAGAACGACAACCCGCCAUGGUUCUCAGAGGAUGUGUACCGUGGCUCGGUGUUGGAGAAUAGCCGGCCCGGUGAGGUUAUUGUCUCCAUGACUACCACUGAUGCCGAUGUGGCGCUGGAGAACCGCCUGGUGACGUGUUACAUCACAGACGGGGACCUGCUGGGCCAGUUUGCAAUCGUCCAGGAGGACGAGGGCGAGUGGGGGUUGAUCCUGAAGGAGCCCCUGGACCGAGAGACCAAAAACAGAUACAGCCUGAAGGUAACGGCCACAGACGGAAGGUCCCAGGCCGAGACCACGGUGGAGGUCCACGUGCUAGACAUCAACGAUAACAGUCCACAGUGUGAACAGCUGGCAUACCGGGAGGUGGUGAUGGAGAAUUCCCCAUCUAACAUGUUCAUCCUGAAGGUGUCGGCAUCAGACCCGGACAUGGGGGCCAAUGGUCAGAUCUCCUACACCCUCCAUGGGCCGGACAUGGACAAGUUCCACCUGGACCAGAGGACAGGGGAUCUGUUCACCCUGGCUUUGUUGGACCGGGAGAGGGAAGUGGAGUAUAAUGUGGUUGCCAAGGCUACAGAUGGCGGUGGGCGCUCCUGUCAGGCGGACAUCUUGCUGAUGGUCCAGGACAUGAACGACAACCCUCCCCACUUCUCAUCCAGUCACUAUGAGGUCACUGUGUUUGACAACACCACUGUCAGGACCCCCAUCACUGUCAUAUAUGCCAAGGACCCCGACACUGGUAUAAACUCUGAGGUGAAGUACUCCCUCCUGGCUGGGGAUGGGGGCUACUUCUCUCUGGAUGAAUUCUCUGGAGUCCUCAGACUGGAGCGACCUUUCACCCCUGAGACCCCACCCACCUUCGAACUCAAGGUCAAAGCCACUGACCGCGGCCUGCCACGGCACCUCUACUCUGUUGCCACAGUGACGGUGGAUGUGGUCUCCCUAGAUGACUACCAGCCCGUGUUCCUGAGCUCAGAGUAUACCUCCCAGCUCCCAGAAUCCUUUGCAGUGGGGUCACAGGUGCUGAGCGUGUCCGCCUUCACCAGAGACGGUGGUGGGCCGGACGUUGUCGUCUACAGCAUUAUCUCCGGCAAUGAGGACCGACGGUUUCUACUGGACCAUCACACAGGCGUUCUGACUCUGGCUGAGCCUCUGGACUUUGAGCGCUGUCGGGAAUACUACCUGUCUGUAGAGGGGAGCCGUGGCAAGUCGACUCUUAAUGAUGUCACCACGGUGAUUAUCAACGUGACAGAUGUGAAUGACAACGCGCCUGUGUUCGGACGGGGAGACUACAGCACCGAAAUAUCCGAGGGUCUGACACCGGGGACCCCCAUCAUGCAGGUAACAGCCAGUGACCAGGACAGCUCAGUAAAUAGUCUGGUCCGGUAUUCUAUCGUGAGCGGAGAUCCUCUGCAGCAGUUCUCCAUCCACCCUCGCAGUGGAGAGAUCACUGUCCGCACUGCGCUGGACAGAGAAGAGGUCCCCCACUACUCUCUGACCGUCCAGGCUGCUGAUGAGGGCAGCCCCCCUCUCUCCACCGCCGUGCAGGUGACCUUUACUGUGGCGGACGUCAACGACAACGCCCCCGUCUUCUCCCAGGUCAACUACAGUCUGCUGCUGCAGGAGGGCGAGGUGGUGGGCAGCAGUAUCCUCCAGCUGGUGGUGACGGACAGAGACACGCCCAGAAACGGUCCUCCGUUCUCCUUCCAUAUCGUCAGCGGUAACGAGGAUCGACGCUUCCAUGUCGACCAGGGAGGCCUGCUCUCCCUUUCUGCUUCGCUCCGCAAAAAAACCAAAGCCCACCAUCAGCUGAAGAUCCAGGUGACGGACAGCGGUCAUCCCCCUCUCUCCUCCAUCUGUGUGGUCAAUAUCAAUGUCACCGAGCAAAGCAGGUACCCUCCAUCUGUGGUGCCCUUAGAGGUCUUCAUCACCACCGCCGGCGGCCUGUUUGCCAACCGUGUCAUCGGCAAGCUCCAUGCCUCUGACCAGGACCUCCAGGAUGUGCUGGCCUACCGGCUGGUCUCAGAAGUCCCUGCAGGGGGACGGUUCUCUGUGGACCUGGCCGAUGGAAAGAUCUGGGCAGACGAAUCCCUGGAUGAGGGCUCCUACUCGCUCAAUGUCAGCGUGACAGACGGCAAAUUCAAUGUUUGGACCGGGGUCAAAGUUCACGUGUGGGCAGCCAACCAGAGGGUGCUGGACUCGGGUAUGACACUGCAGCUGGCCGGCCUGUUGCCAGAGGAGUUUCUGGGGGAUCACUGGCGAGGCCUCCAGCGGAGCCUGGGACUCGCCCUCGGCCUGCCCAGACAGGAACUAAACUUGGCCAGCCUGCAGCAGCUACGCGACUCCAAGGUCCUGGAGGUCCUGCUGGUACGGCGACCAAACGACGGCGUUGUUCACUCUCUCCCCACAACCAGACUUGCAGGUAUUUUAUCUGACAUGGAGGACUCCCUGGGCCUGAGUAUCCUGAAGGUGAACCAUAACGGCUGUGUCGGCGCUGACUGCCCCCCACGGGGCUGCAGGAACGCUGUGCGGCUGUCUGGAGAGAGGCUGAGCCAGCACGCCACUGCGCGGACUGCCUUCAUCACCCCACCGCACAGCUGGGAGAGCGUUUGUCCCUGUAAUGAGACGGCAGUGCGGUUCGAUGGUAAAGGCUACCUGAGGUACCUUCACCAGAUGGAUGAAGACAGCCACAGCUUCAGACUGGUGCUGAUGUUCAAGACCUUCCAGGAGCAGGGCCUCAUCAUGGCCGCCAACGGCACCGACUGGGGAGCAUUACAGCUGACCAAUGGGGAGCUGCAGUUCAGCUACAGUUGUGGCUCCGCCCCCCUCAUGUCACUCCUGGUGACAGCUGACCCCGUGUCAGAUGGACGCUGGCACCACAUCCUGUUGGAGGUCAGUGCGAGUGUCCUGAGACUGACUCUGGAUCAGCGACGCUCAGCUUCAGUGGAUCUGACCCGGCCCUGCCACAUGAUGAGAUCCCAUGGUGCUUUGCUCUUCGCCACAGCCGCUCCAGGCUCCGUCGGAGACUCCAGGCAUUUGCACAAUUUUGUUGGCUGCCUGGAGGGCCUUGAGUUGAACAAGGAGCGAAUCAGAUUGGGUGACGCAGGGGAGUGGGUGGGGCCAGGAGGCAGGAGGGUGUUCGGGGUGUACCAGUGUUGUGGAGGACCAGGAGGGUGUGACUCCAACCCCUGUCAGAAUGGAGGCACCUGUGAGGAGAAUGUGAAUGGAGAGCCGCGCUGCAGAUGCCCGGGUCACUACCACGGCCCUCACUGUGAGCUGACCCACAACCCGUGCACCUCCUCGCCAUGUGCACAUGGAGGCGUGUGUGUGCCGAAAACACAAGGUUACCUCUGCAACUGUUCACAGGACAUCGUUGGAGCGCGGUGCCAGAAUAUGAUUGAUGCUUGUUCAUCCAAUCCGUGUCCAGGAGGGUUUGACUGUUCAUUCUCUGAUGGUGCCAUCCACUGUGACCCUCUGCCUCAGCUGUCUCCAGCAAUUGAUUAUAUUGAGAUUAUGGAGAUCAGUGCCAGUGUGUUGGCUUUACUCUUCCUCGUUGCCAUCUUCAUCUGUAUCCGGAAACGUUACGUUCAGCAGAAGAAGAAAAAGCCGGUGUGUGUCCAGGACUCCAACGGCUAUUUCCCAACCAGUCUCACCAAGAGCACCAUGGCCGACAACCAGGAAGUGAAUCCUAUCGAGUUGAACUCAUUGAUCAGUUCCACCAACAACCUCGAUCACACGCCGUUCAGGUCGCUCCGCCCCCGCAGCCACACUGGUCCAUCCGGAGACAGGGUUUCCUCUUCAAAGAUGCAGGGGCCAGUGGUGUGUAGUGUGGCCCCCAACCUCCCCACCAGACCCCCGUCCAGCUCAGACAAUGACUCCAUCCGGAAGAACCACUGGGACAUGGAUUAUGAAGUCUACCCAGCGGACCCGGACUAUUACGGCCGUCCGACCGUCCAGGAGUUCCCCCAGUUCGACAUCGUGGAGGACACCUUCUCCACCUCUGCCGUGGACUCAAGGAGGAACUCUCGUUUCGGUGGCUUCCCUUUUCCGCUGGAACGCUGUGACCGCCGGGCUCCCCUCCCACCGUGUUACAGCAACCAGAACCUGGACGACUUCCUGGGCCCCGAUGGACUUCCCCUACCCAGCGCUCAAUGCCCCAACGAGUACACUGCCAUCAGCUACUACCCCACGCAGCACGCCCGCAGCCUGGACAAUGUCUCAGGUGGCUACAAAAGACUCAGUAUGCGGCUUAGUGUGGCAAUGCCGUCAUACGCCGAACAGAGCGACCAGCCGCCGCCGGUCCCGAUGAACCCUGCCCAGCCCCAAACCAGGCCCGAGGGGCGGGACCCGCGCAGCUAUGACAGCUUGGACAUGGUGGAGAGCGACUACGGGAGCUGUGAGGAGGUCAUGUUUUAA
Messenger RNA from Lampris incognitus (smalleye Pacific opah), 13089 nucleotides. RefSeq names its product FAT atypical cadherin 2 (gene fat2). The transcript has 28 exons. Gene Ontology annotation, biological process: homophilic cell-cell adhesion. Gene Ontology annotation, molecular function: calcium ion binding. Gene Ontology annotation, cellular component: plasma membrane. NCBI's taxonomy places the organism in Eukaryota, Metazoa, Chordata, Actinopteri, Lampriformes, Lampridae. The record is from RefSeq and is a predicted model, not a curated record. The coding region runs from base 1 to 13089 and encodes 4362 amino acids.